AUGAGCGCCCAGCAGCUCAGAUCGGUGGAUGACCUGGAGGAUGCACUGCUAGAGGUGAUACUUGCGCACGCCUGCGCAAUCGGUGGCGCGGGUGCGCCGCCCACGCCGUGCUACCGCCACAGCGCCGCCAUCCCGCAAGUCUGCAAGCGCUGGAGCCAGGUGUAUGUUCAGAGCACCGUGUUGUGGCAGGAGCUGCGCCUGGAUUGGGCAGUGGUGCAGCAGCAGGCGGACGGCGGCGGCGUGGCGUUUGCUGCUGCCGCCGCCUGGCUCGCCUCGCGCCUGCCGUACGCGCGCCGCCUCAUCUUCCGCGGCUGCCAUGCGCUGGCAGGGCUACCGCAGCACCAGCUCUUCCCGGGCGGCUUGCGCAGCUCCCGCCUGCGCGAGGCGCUUUUCCUGGAUACCCGCGGCAGCUUCGGUCCAGAGCUGGGCCUGCUGCGGGGCUGCCCCGGCGUGCAGGCGGGCGAGGCGCUGCAUCAGCUUGUGGCGCUGCCAGCCCUGCAGCGCUUGGAUCUGCGUCUUGUGGGCAGCACGAGCGGGGUGGUCACCGCGCUGGCGGGGCUGACCCAGCUGGCGCUGAGCUGUCGCAUGGAGUCGGCAGCUCUGGCUCCAGACCUGCUGGAAGGGCUGAGCCAGCUGCGGCGCCUGGAGCUGCGCACGGUGCGGCUGGCCCAGUUCACGCCUCGCCUUGCGCAGGCCCUGGCCCGCCUCACGCACCUGGCCUGUGCAGACGUGCUUGCGGCGCAGCCCCGCCGGCGGGCGGGCAUCCAGCUGUGGGAGGGCCUGCGCCACCUGGCAUCCCUGCGGGAGCUUUUCCUGGAGAACCAGAGCGGCGCCGGCAUGCCGGGGAAUGCGCUGGCCUGCACCGGGCUGCUGGGCCUGACGCUGCUGUCCUGCGCCGUCCAAGACUGGCCGGCGCUGCCGCGGCGCUACGCCGGCGAGAGCGGGUGCAUCGGCAGGCUGCAGUCGCUGCACCUGGGGUCGCUGCGCCUCGCCCGGCCCGUGCCGCCGCAGCUGUGGGCGCUGGCGGCGCCCGCGCUGACCUCGCUGACCUGGCACAGCGUGACCAGCUUCCCGGCAGCUGAGGAGCUGCACCUGGCUGAAGGCCCGCCGCAGCAGCUCAUGCAGGCGAGCGGCCACAGCCGGCAGGCACUGGGGGCUGCGCAGGCGGCCCCAGUGCCGGCAGAGUGGGUGCACCUGCAGCAGCUGCAGGCGCUGCAGCUGGAAUAUGCGCAGCUGGAUGUGGUACCACCAGCAGUACAGGGCCUGCUGCAUCUCACCUGCCUGUCGCUGGAGGGCAACCGCCUGACCACGCUGCCGGUGGGGCAGUAUCUCACGGGCCUGGAGCGGCUGAGCCUGGCCAACAACGCACUGGCGGAGGUGCCAGAGGGGCUGACCGCUUGCAGCAGCCUGCGGGAGCUCUCCCUGGCGGACAACCCGCAGCUGGUGGUUGGCAGCGCGGCGGCGCAGCAGCUGGCGGCGGCGGUGCCUCACCUGGAGCGCCUGCGCCUCAACAUGGAGGUCCACUGUGGAGGGGAGGGCGGGGAGGGCGGCGGCGGUGGCGCAGGCGCGGCAGGGGGCAAGCUGCGGGCACAAAUGGAGGGGCUGCAAACGCUGACGCAGCUGCUGGGCAACCGGCUGGUGCUGGAGCCUUGA
Molecule: messenger RNA, 1653 nt
Organism: Chlorella variabilis
Lineage: Eukaryota; Viridiplantae; Chlorophyta; Trebouxiophyceae; Chlorellales; Chlorellaceae
Exons: 11
Coding region: 1-1653 (550 amino acids)
Cellular component (GO): extracellular matrix
Molecular function (GO): protein binding
Source: RefSeq, a predicted model, not a curated record